CGGCCGGUGGUUCCCGGUUCCGCCAGCGGGAUGCAGCAUUGGACGCGUUUUCCCGAAGAGAGCGGAGCGCGGAAACCGGAAACCGGAGAGAGAGAGUGAGAGAAAGAGAGAAAGAGAGAGAGAGGAGGAGGAACCGGGAUCGAGUAAAGUGACCCGCUGGUUCCUACGGACUACCGUCGAUCCGGUGAGGAGCGCCGAGACUCUUACCGGAAUACAGCGAUCACCGAUCUCGCCACCGAACUCACACCGCGCCGCUUUCAUUUCAGUUAGUUGUUUGCGUGUCGUGAAAGAGAAUAAUCGCACUUUAUAAACGCGGAAAACAUGGACGGAUCACCGGGCACCGACACCGACAGGAGCCGCGCGCUCCGCAGCGGAACACCGACGCGACGCAGACGCAGAUCCGACGCUCUGCUGGCCAUCUUCAUCAUCAUCAGUCUCGAAGUCUUCAUCAUCCAGGCGUCUUCGCUUCAUUUCUCAGAAGAGCCCCAAUCUCAGGACGCGUUACAUGGCCGCAGUGCUAUCCUGCGCUGUGAGCUCAGCGGCCCGGAGGACAUGCGCUACUGGUGGACGCAGGACGGCCGUCGCGUGCAGGACUCGAACCGCCGCUUCCAGGAGGGCAGUAACCUGAAGUUCACGGCGGUGGACCGUCACACAGACACCGGCAGCUUCCAGUGUGUGGCGUCCAGCAGCUCCACCGGAGAGACCGUGACCUCCGCCAACGCCUCCAUCAACAUCAAAUGGCUGGAGAGGGGGCCAAUUACAAUGAAUGAACCCGCCUCAGAGGCGGAGCUAGAGGAAGCUGAGCGAAUCGUGCUGCAGUGUCACAUUGAUGGACAUCCACGGCCGAGCAGUAAAUGGUUCAAAGAUGAAACUCCGCUUGACAGAAAGGACCGGAUCCUGACGCUGACCAACCUCAGCACUGGGGAUUCUGGGAUAUACUCCUGCUGUGCUCAAAAUGCUGCUGGAAAAGUGUGCAGUAACAACAACAUCACCCUCAAUAUUUUUGAUAAGUCGGUUCCCCGUGUGCUGGUGUCUCCGGUGGAUCAGGUGGUUUUGGGUAACGAGGAGGCCGUGUUUCACUGUCAGUUCAGAGCCAAGCCGCCGCCGCUGAUCGAGUGGUUCCACGACGCAGAACCCGUCGUCAACAAAUCACGGGUUGUGGUGUACGCUAACGGUACACUGCACAUCAGUCAGGUGAAGCAGCGCAGCACAGGUGUGUAUAAAUGUGUGGCUCUGUACGGAGAAAACAAACAAGUACAUGUGGAGGCAGCGCUCAGGAUCGCAGAGAUCGGAGAUAUGGGCGAGCGCAUGCACCGUGUUUUCUCGGCGGGCCGCGGUGCGCAGGUGCGCUGUGAUCCGCCGCGGGGUCAGCCGGAGCCGCAGGUGUGGUGGGAGCGUGCGGGAGCUCGUGUGGCGUCUGAGGGUCGAGUCCAUCAGCGGGACGGAGAUCUGAUCUUCAGCCCCACGGACCGAUCAGACUCGGGCGUCUACACGUGUGUCGCCCGCAACACAGCCGGACAGAAGCAGCAGGAGCUCCUCGUCACCGUAGCCACCUCUCCAGAAUGGAUCGUUCAGCCGCAGGACACACUCAUGGAGGAGGGUCAGCCGGGUUUCUUGCACUGUCAUGCACAAUCCACGCCUGAACCACGGGUCACAUGGUUCCGCAAGAGCGUCGCGAUCACUGAGGAGGGCUCUCGUUACAAGCUCUUCUCUAACGGGACUCUGAGGAUCAACAGCGCAGAGGUGAACGACGCACAGACGUACAACUGUGUGUGUGUGACGGAGGCCGGAUCGCUCCAAGGACACGCGCGGGUUCACAUACUGGAGAAGCUGAAGUUCACCCCCGUCCCGCAGCCGGCGCAGUGUCUGCAGCUGGACCGAGAGAGCAGCGUGAGCUGUGUCGCUAAAGGACAAGAGACGCCGGUCAUACACUGGAGCAGAGCAGACGGCGCUGAUCUCCCGUCUCACGCCAGCCAGAUGAACGGACUUCUGCGCUUCAGUACAGUGACCCGCGCCGAUGGAGGAAACUACACGUGUGUGGCGUCCAGCAGCACGCAGGGAGAGAUACGAGCGCACGUCCAUCUCACUGUAGGAGUUCACGUGGAGUUUAAGCUGGAGCCGGAGCAGACCACGGUCUAUCAGGGUCACACGGCCGUGCUUCACUGUCAGGCGUCAGGUGACCCGCAGCCGUACGUCCAGUGGAUGGUCAAAGACAAACUGCUCAGCAGCAGCAGCUCCAGCAGGUUUCAGAAGAUGCCCAACGGCUCUCUGGUCAUUAGUGACGUGACCACUGAGGACACAGGUGUGUACAGCUGCAUCGCAGGAAACACCUGCAACAUCAGAGACACGGCAGCGCAGCUCUAUGUCGUGGAGAAGCCUGUGCACCCGCGCAGUGAAGACGAGGAUAAGAGUCAGUUUAAGAUGUUCCAGACGAUCGCGCUGUCGGUGGCCGUGGCCGUGGCGUACAUCAUCGCUGUGCUGGGACUGAUGUUCUACUGCAAACAGAGACGCAAGAACAAGCGUCUGCAGAAGAACCGCGCCGGAGAAGAGCCCGAGAUGGAGUGUCUGAACGGUGGCGCUGUUCAGCUGAAUGGCCACAGGAUGUCUGAGAUCCAUGAAGAAGUGGCUUUAACCACCAUGGGACCUUCAGCAAACUCAGAGAAACAGCAGAGCUGCAGUGACAAACUGCACUUUCCCAGAGCGCACCUGCAGACCAUCACCACACUGGGUCGUGGCGUGUUCGGCGAGGUGUUUCUGGCUAAAGCGAGAGCGAUAGAGGAGGCAGAGCCGGAGACGCUGGUGCUGGUCAAGAGUUUAGAGAGCCGAGAGGAAACGCUCCGAACCGAGUUCAGACGCGAGCUGGAGAUGUUCAGCAAACUCAAUCACGCUCACGUUGUACGACUGCUGGGAAUCUGCAGAGAGACACAACCACAUUACAUGAUCCUGGAAUACGUGGAUCUGGGAGAUCUCAAACAGUUCCUCAGGAUAUCAAAAAGCAGCGAUGAGAAACUCAAGCCGCAUCCCAUCAGCACUAAAACUAAAGUCUCCAUCUGUGCUCAGGUGGCUCAUGGGAUGAAGCAUUUAUCAAACAAGGGUUUUGUGCAUAAAGACCUGGCGGCCAGGAACUGUCUGAUCAGCGGUCAGAGACAUGUGAAGGUGUCUGCGCUCAGUCUCAGCAAAGACGUCUAUAACAGCGAGUACUAUCAGCACAGGCAGGUGUGGAUCCCGCUGCGCUGGCUGUCGUCUGAGAGUGUGUUUGAGGGCGAGUUCUCCAGUAAGGCAGACGUCUGGGCGUUUGGGGUGCUGAUGUGGGAGGUGUUCAGUCUGGGCGAGCUGCCGUACCCUGCGCUCAGUGACCAGCAGGUGCUGGAAGGUCUCCAGGCUGGGAAUCUGCAUCUGUCUCCUCCGGUGAACUGUCCUGCUCACGUCUGCAGUCUGAUGAGCCGCUGCUGGGCGUCCAGUCCUAAAGAACGGCCCACGUUCAGCGAGAUCCUUCAGAUUCUGACUGAUACUCCCGCAGACAUCAAAGUCUAGAGGAUCAAGACUGCAAUCAGAGACUCAAUCACACACAUUUCAGACGUGAGAGUCUGCUUCGAGACUCGCUCAGGAUCAAACACGCUUCUGUCCCAUUAAUGAUCUGUUUACGCUUCUGUAGAAGCUCCUUCCUCUCGCUGGAGCCUCAGGGACCCCGAGGAUGACCUUUGACCUCUGCAGCGCAGGACAAUCGCAGAUCCGUCAGGUUACAGACGCAGGAGGAGGUACUUCACACACAUGAUGCUGGAAUCACGUCACGCCUGCGGCUCUCGUCACGCACUGGAAUCAGCAGUGCACAUACAGUCGAGUGUGUGUGUGUGUGUGAGUGCAUGUGUGUGUGUGUGUGUGCGUAUGUGCACUUGUACAGCUAUCUUUGUGAGGGCCGGUUUGAGUUUUAGACCAUCGGAGUGAGGACAAUCUUGUAAAGUGAGGACAUUUUGGCCGGUCCUCACUUUCUGGGACCCCUUUAAAGGCCUGUUUGAGGGUCAAGACUUGGUUUCAGGGGUCAGGUUAUAAUUGGGUAAAGGGUAGGUUUCGGGUGAGGGUUUGGGUGAGGCACUUAGUUCUGAAGGUUAGGGUCAGGAGCUGGAGAUCGCAUCGUGUCAAUGCAUGUCCUCACAAAGAUAGCUAUACAGAGUUGUGUGUGUGUGUGUGAUGACAGAGAGAUUGUUGUGAAUGAUAAUAUGAUCUUUGUUUCUCUGAGGUGCUCACAGGUGACUGUUAUUGUAAUAAAUAAAUAUGCAACGCCUCAGAUUGUAAACAUUUCUAAGCCAUGAUUAAUCACACAUUAUUGUAAUUCCCAGUUCACUGUCCGUCUCUGCAGAAUCCCUCUGGAUUGUUUUUCUCAAACACACCUGACAAACUCAGAUGAUGCACAGAUUACGCUUCAGACUUUAGGUGUCAUGCUGAUGUGUUGUGAUUAGAUCAGCGGUUCUCAACCAGGUCCAGUAGGGGGUCUCAAAAACAUUAUUUAAAAUAAGACAAAAUAAGCAUUAAAACAGCUAAUAAUCAAGCUAUUUUUAUUUAAAUUCACCACUUUAACAACACUUUAAAAAUAGCUUUUGUGUUACAGCAGGUAUUAUUGUGACUGUCGUGAAGGUUGAGGAGCGCUGAUGUGUGAUGUUUGAGGACUGUGUGAGUUGAUGAAGGGUUUGUGUGUGUUUGUGUGUGCGGUAGAAACACACCCUGGACUGUUUUCUUCAGGUGAACGGAUAAAAAUAACAGGUCAACUCUGACUUUUACAAAUAAAAGUGCCUAGAACAUGAAGGACUUAUUUGCUGUUUUUUUACAGUAUCUUUUGUAAUGCGGUUAAUGCUUGUUGUUUUUAAGAACUGCUUUUAUAUUAUCUUUUCAUAUGUAUUUUUAUUAUUAUUGUUGUUGUUAUUUGUUUUUAAUCUCUGUGGAUCAUCGUCAUGGUUAUCUUUAGGCAAGCUCUCACACCGUGAUGCUUUUAUAUUCUGCUUUAUAAAGGUCACAGUAAUCCAGAUGUAAUGCUGCUCUCAUUAAACAGUCAUGUUUUUAACAGCCUCGCUGCAUCUGUGCUCCAUAACAUCAGCUGUUUGAAGAAUCUUUUCUGUUUCUUCAUGUAUAAUUGGGUCAAAUGAAGCGCCAAAAACUAAAUGGUAAAACUAUAGUAUUUAAUGAUGAUAAUAUUCAUGCACCAGGUAUUUCCAUCAUGUUUAUUCAAUGAUAAUCAUAGUAAAUCUCCCAAAAGCAUUGACACUUUUUGGUAGUGUUUUCCUCUGAUAAAAGGACACAAGCAUCAUUACUUUGAAGGAAUAGUUCAGUCAGAAAUUAAA
Messenger RNA from Onychostoma macrolepis, 5333 nucleotides. It is a transcript of the gene ptk7b, whose product is annotated as protein tyrosine kinase 7b. Gene Ontology annotation, cellular component: plasma membrane; neuronal cell body; axon. The record is from RefSeq and is a predicted model, not a curated record. Gene Ontology annotation, biological process: homophilic cell-cell adhesion; protein phosphorylation; synapse organization. The transcript is spliced from 20 exons. Gene Ontology annotation, molecular function: ATP binding; protein kinase activity; axon guidance receptor activity. Lineage: Eukaryota; Metazoa; Chordata; Actinopteri; Cypriniformes; Cyprinidae. The coding region runs from base 322 to 3534 and encodes 1070 amino acids.